Molecule: messenger RNA, 2328 nt
Organism: Pongo pygmaeus (Bornean orangutan)
Lineage: Eukaryota; Metazoa; Chordata; Mammalia; Primates; Hominidae
Gene: ZP2
Product: zona pellucida glycoprotein 2
Exons: 19
Coding region: 28-2298 (756 amino acids)
Biological process (GO): binding of sperm to zona pellucida; prevention of polyspermy
Cellular component (GO): egg coat
Molecular function (GO): acrosin binding; structural constituent of egg coat
Source: RefSeq, a predicted model, not a curated record
CUAGCUGAUCUGGUAGUGCCUUCUGCUAUGGCAUGCAGGCAGAGAGGAGGCUCUUGGAGUCCCUCGGGUUGGUUCAAUGCAGGCUGGAGCACCUACAGGUCGAUUUCUCUCUUCUUCGCCCUUGUGACUUCAGUCAACUCCAUAGAUGUUUCUCAGUUGGUAAAUCCUGCCUUUCCAGGCACUGUCACUUGCGAUGAAAGGGGAAUAACGGUGGAGUUCCCAAGCAGUCCUGGCACCAAGAAAUGGCAUGCAUCUGUGGUGGAUCCUCUUGGUCUCGACAUGCCAAACUGCACUUACAUCCUGGACCCAGAAAAGCUCACCCUGAGGGCUACCUAUGAUAACUGUACCAGGAGAGUGCAUGGUGGACACCAGAUGACCAUCAGAGUCAUGAAUGACAGUGCUGCUUUAAGACAAGGAGCUGUCACGUAUCAGUUCUUCUGUCCAGCUAUGCAAGUAGAAGAGACCCAGGGGCUUUCAGCAUCUACAAUCUGCCAGAAGGAUUUCAUGUCCUUUUCCUUGCCACGGGUCUUCUCUAGCUUGGCUGACGACAGUAAGGGGACCAAAGUUCAGAUGGGAUGGAGCAUUGAGGUUGGCGAUGGUGCAAGAGCCAAAACUCUGACCCUACCAGAGGCCAUGAAGGAAGGCUUCAGCCUCUUGAUUGACAACCACAGGAUGACCUUCCAUGUGCCAUUCAAUGCCACUGGAGUGACUCACUAUGUGCAAGGUAACAGUCAUCUCUACAUGGUGUCUCUGAAGCUUACAUUUAUAUCUCCUGGACAGAAGGUGAUCUUCUCCUCACAAGCUAUUUGUGUACCAGAUCCUGUGACCUGCAAUGCCACACACAUGACUCUCACCAUACCAGAGUUUCCUGGGAAGCUGAAGUCUGUGAGCUUUGAAAACCAGAACAUUGAUGUGAGCCAGCUGCAUGACAAUGGAAUUGAUCUAGAAGCAACGAAUGGCAUGAAAUUACAUUUCAGCAAAACUCUGCUCAAAAUGAAAUUAUCUGAAAAAUGCCUACUCCAUCAGUUCUACUUAGCUUCACUCAAGCUGACCUUUCUCCUUCAGCCAGAGACAGUAUCCAUGGUGAUCUAUCCUGAGUGUCUCUGUGAGUCACCAGUUUCUAUAGUUACAGGGGAGCUGUGCACCCAGGAUGGGUUUAUGGACAUCGAGGUCUACAGCUACCAAACACAACCAGCUCUUGACCUGGGUACUCUGAGGGUGGGAAACUCAUCCUGCCAGCCUGUCUUUGAGGCUCAGUCUCAGGGGCUGGUACGGUUCCACAUACCCCUGAAUGGAUGUGGGACGAGAUAUAAGUUCGAAGAUGAUAAAGUCAUCUAUGAAAAUGAAAUACAUGCUCUCUGGACGGAUUUUCCUCCAAGCAAAAUUUCUAGAGACAGUGAGUUCAGAAUGACAGUGAAGUGUUCUUAUAGCAGGAAUGACAUGCUACUAAACAUCAACGUUGAAAGCCUUACUCCUCCAGUGGCCUCAGUGAAGUUGGGUCCAUUUACCUUGAUCCUGCAAAGCUACCCAGAUAAUUCCUACCAACAACCUUAUGGGGAAAAUGAGUACCCUCUAGUGAGAUUCCUCCGCCAACCAAUUUACAUGGAAGUGAGAGUCCUAAACAGGGAUGACCCCAACAUCAAGCUGGUCUUAGAUGAUUGCUGGGCGACAUCCACCAUGGAUCCAGACUCUUUCCCCCAGUGGAACAUUGUCGUGGAUGGCUGUGCAUAUGACCUGGACAACUACCAGACCACCUUCCAUCCAGUCGGCUCCUCUGUGACCCAUCCUGAUCACUAUCAGAGGUUUGACAUGAAGGCUUUUGCCUUUGUAUCAGAAGCCCAUGUGCUCUCUAGCCUGGUCUACUUCCACUGCAGCGCCUUAAUCUGUAAUCGACUCUCCCCUGACUCCCCUCUGUGUUCUGUGACCUGCCCUGUGUCAUCUAGGCACAGGCGAGAGGCCAAACACAAACUUGAUCGUCUGUCUCUAGCCACAGGGGCCACUGAAGCAGAGAAAAUGACAGUCAGCCUCCCAGGACCCAUUCUCCUGUUGUCAGAUGACUCCUCAUUCAGAGGUGUCAGCUCAUCUGAUCUAAAAGCAAGUGGGAGCAGUGGGGAGAAGAGUAGGAGUGAAACAGGGGAGGAGGUUGGCUCACAAGGUACCAUGGACGCCAAAGGGCACAAGACUGCUGGAGAUGUUGGUUCCAAAGCUGCAGCUGCUGUGGCUGCCUUUGCAGGUGUGGUGGCAACUCUAGGCUUCAUCUACUACCUGUACAAGAAAAGGACUGUGUCAAAUCACUAAAUGGGCUUCUAAAUAAAGCAGUCAAAAUAA